GCCCAAAGUUUGCUAGGAGGCUUUCCGGAGGGGAGGGCGCGGGUCUUUAAAAGCAGUGUGCACGCAGGCGACGCACACACACAGGAGCCUCCGCAGCGUCCUGCAGAGAAACAUCCGACCACAGCAGCCAUACUAGCGGGGGCGGCGAUGAUGCUGGCGGCUAUCCUGGAGCCGCUGGGCUUGGGCCUGUGCACGUGGGGCUCAGUGCUGGUGAUGGUGGCGUGCGUGCUGCCCACGUGGAGGGUGACGGCCUUCCUGGACUCCAACAUCGUGGUGGCUCAGACCGUGUGGGACGGUUUGUGGAUGUCAUGUGUGGUCCAGUCCACGGGUCAGAUGCAGUGCAAGGUGCACGACUCCGUGCUCAGCCUGGCGCGUGACUUGCAGACGGCGCGUGCCCUGACGGUGGUCUCCGUCGUGCUGGGCGUGCUGGGGCUGGCUGUGACAUUAGCAGGGGCUCAGUGCACCAACUGCAUCCGCCAGGAGGCGCUCAAGGCCCGUGCCGUGUACGCCGGCGGCCUCAUCUACGUCCUCAGCGGCGUGCUGGUUCUGGUUCCGCUUUGCUGGAUGUCAGGCAACAUCAUUGCAGACUUCCACGACCCCAAGGUGCCCCCCUCCAAGAAGAGGGAGAUCGGGGCCGCCCUCUACAUCGGCUGGGCCGCCGCCGCGCUCCUCCUGCUGGGGGGUGGCCUCCUCUGCUGCUCAUUCGGACGCGCGGCAAGGAGCUCCUACGCCGAUGAUUACACCAACGGGGACAAGAAGCUCUACGUGUGAACCAACACUGCAGGAGAACAGGGACAGAACCACAACUGGCAUCCGGGUAUUUCUCAACAUUCAACUCUUUAAUAGUCAUACUCAUCGUACGGACACAUGAUUAGGUACACAGCUUAGUGCCAGCUGCAGGUGUGCCUAAUGAAGUGACCGUAUGAAAGUCUGUCUCCUGUGAAUAUGCAAAUGAGUGUGCGCUUCAAACAUAGUCACGUUCUUUGAUGUUUUUGUACUUUAUGAGCUCAUUAAAUAAACCUUGUUUGUUGA
Molecule: messenger RNA, 1032 nt
Organism: Dunckerocampus dactyliophorus (ringed pipefish)
Lineage: Eukaryota; Metazoa; Chordata; Actinopteri; Syngnathiformes; Syngnathidae
Gene: cldn5b
Product: claudin 5b
Exons: 1
Coding region: 148-771 (207 amino acids)
Biological process (GO): cell adhesion; bicellular tight junction assembly
Cellular component (GO): bicellular tight junction; plasma membrane
Molecular function (GO): structural molecule activity
Source: RefSeq, a predicted model, not a curated record